Morus notabilis is the source of this 787-nucleotide messenger RNA. Its product is annotated as putative receptor-like protein kinase At4g00960. Gene Ontology annotation, molecular function: ATP binding; protein kinase activity. The annotation marks the transcript as partial. The transcript is spliced from 4 exons. NCBI's taxonomy places the organism in Eukaryota, Viridiplantae, Streptophyta, Magnoliopsida, Rosales, Moraceae. Gene Ontology annotation, biological process: protein phosphorylation. The record is from RefSeq and is a predicted model, not a curated record.
AGCUUAAAUAUUUUAAUAUUAUAUAAAUUAAAAGUAGUAUUUAGAGUGCAUUUUCAUGCACUAAUCACUUUACUUUUUCAAAAACGCUUAAUUAAACCAUUUUUCGUGCUGAUAUUUUCUCAGGGCAGACUUCCAAAUGGUCAAGAAAUUGCUGUGAAGCGGUUAUCGGGACAUUCUAAUCAAGGAGAAGAGCAAUUCAUGAAUGAGAUAUUGUUAGUGGCUAAGCUUCAACACAGAAACCUUGUUAGUCUUUUGGGUUUUUGCUCGGAAGCAAGUGAAAGACUCCUAAUAUAUGAGUUUCUAGGCAAUGGCAGCUUGGACCAUUUUAUAUUCGAUCCGAUCAAGCAUAUCGAACUAAAUUGGGAAUUGCGUUACAAAAUCAUAUGCGGGAUUGCUCGAGGAAUGCUUUAUCUUCAUGAAGAUUCUAAGCAUAGAGUUAUCCAUCGCGAUCUUAAAGCAAGCAACGUGUUGUUAGACGAAAACAUGAGUCCAAAGAUUUCAGAUUUUGGCAUGGCAAGGAUGUUCGUUAUGGAUCAAAGUGAAGCCAAUACUUGCAGACACAUGGGAACUUAUGGCUAUAUGGCUCCGGAAUAUGCAUUACAUGGACGCUUCUCAGUGAAGUCUGAUGUCUUCAGUUUUGGUGUCUUGAUUCUAGAGUUAGUGAGUGGUAAGAAGAACAGCUGGUGGGAUAGUUCAGAAGAUCUGGUGCACCUUCCGAGCUAUACGUGGAAAAAUUGGAGAGAAGGUACUGCUUUGAACCUGAUAGACUCAACACUCGACCGGGAAG